Molecule: messenger RNA, 7349 nt
Organism: Pelobates cultripes (western spadefoot toad)
Lineage: Eukaryota; Metazoa; Chordata; Amphibia; Anura; Pelobatidae
Source: the annotation of a GenBank genome assembly
GUCAUGAAUAAUGCCUGAAGACCAUUAAUGGGUCGGAUGAUGAAUGCAAGGAGUUACAAUGUGCCCUGAUUUCCUUUAAUUGCUUGUCACUCAUUGUUUGCAUGUUAAAUAAACAAUGGAGCUACAAACUCUUACGUCGACAUUUAUUGUGAAUGAAAGUAUAAAUAGGGAUCACACCAAGAAGAGGAUUCACUCAGACACCGGCUAGCUUUGCAAUUCACACCUCCUCCUCCUAGCCACAGACAGGAUGAAGCCUGAAGCCUCGGUGCCUGUCUGCUUUCUGUGCCUCCUUGCCUUGUCAUCAGCAUGCUACAUCCAGAACUGCCCGAGGGGAGGCAAGCGGUCCUACCCUGACACAGAGGUCCGACAGGUGAGUGAACAGGAAUGAGAGGCUUAUAAGACUUGUAGUCAAAUGGAUACAGACUUUAACAUUUUAUUAUUAUUAUUAUUAUUAUCAUCAUUGGCAUUUUUAGGUACAUAUAAAAUAAACAGUAUGGAUUUGUACAUGGAGUUUGCUAGUGUAUAAUACGGCGGGGGGAAAACAAACUUUUUCUUCUACAAGUAUCUAGCUGAUUUCUAUAGUUUAGUUACAGUAACACAUAACAACAGAGCAGAUGCAAAGAUCACUUCGAAAGGCAAUUGUGAGGCAUUUCAAAAUGAAAAACUGCCAAAGCUCUCCGAUAGCAAGGAUUUAUAUCAGAUAAUAACUUUUUAUCUUAUUUUAGUAAAAACACCAUUCUAGAGGAAUAUGUUUUGAUUUAAAUUCCUACAGGUGGUUAGAUAAAAUGAACGUUUAACAUUCAGCACCCUGGACAGCUCCCUGCUCAUUUUUUCUACUAGCAUGUUGCAUUGGACAGCCCAACACUAACUCAUUCUUCCUCGCAGGCUGGAUGGCUGCAGGCCUCCAGUAUAUGUUAGACUACAGUAAAUAGAAUUCUUUAUUUAUAAAAUAUUUUACUAGGAAGGAUACAUUGAGAUUUCUCUCGUUUUUAAGUAUGUCCUGAGUCCACAAACAUUCCACUGUUACAAUAGAGUACAAUAUAAUGUUAAAAAUACAAUAUAAUAUUAAUACCCAACAUAUAUAUAAACGUAACACAGAACAGGUAAGAAAUAAAGUCAGCCAUGGUUACAGGUGCAUUCUAUAUUGAGAUAUGUUGCCAUAGAUGUCUUAAAGUUAGUCAUGAGGGCACAUAUUUUACAGUCCAGUGCAGUGAACUGCUACUCCCAGCAGGCUGGAUGAUCCUAGAAUCAGGGAGUAGAUGUGCCUGCAGCUAAGCUGAAAUGUGUGCAGGUUUGUAAAGAGAGGCCCUAAAAGCUGAUUCAACUGCAAUUCAACUGCAUGGUCAGGCAAUCAUUUUAAAUUCAGUUGUAGAAUUAAAAGUUAAAACCAUCUUAUUGUUAGACCAUCAUAAAGAGAGUUAUAUGAGUCUUGACAUAGUGCCCUGAUUGGUUAGCCUGAUUUAGAAAACCUUAUGUUUGUAACUCUACUGGUGUAGUCAGGAUUGCUUAAAUUCUACUUCAACACUUUGUGUCAGUAUUUUAGAAAUGGGGUGUUUCAGAUAUACACAUUUAUUUAAACCUAGAAUAAUUACAAUCUCUAUAUUUAAUUAUUGUUUUGGGGGGGGGGGGUAGGGGGCUGUAGUGAUGGCUAGUCAUGUGAUAAUGUGUAAAGCUAACUGUGCUCAUUAUAUUGUGUAAAAAUGUGUGGUUAGUUAUUUUUUAUUUUUAUUUUUUUGAAAGAUUUUUUUUUUCUUCAAAUUUCCAUUUUUGGGCAAUAUAUUUAAAAGAACACUCAACUUACCAGAACUGCUAUAUCACAUAUCACUACUAUAAACGAUGCCACUUGUUCUUCAAAAAAAUAUUCUAAAUAUUUCAUUGUAUAAUUAUACAUUUUCUGGAAUUAUUUACAAUAGGCUUAUUUAAAAACAAGUACUUUACAUACAAAAUAAUGUUGAUAGACACAAGAGAUAGAAACAUAGAAUGUGACGGCAGAUAAGAACCAUUCGGCCCAUCUAGUCUGCCCAAUUUUCUAAAUACUUUCAUUAGUCCCUGGCCUUAUCUUAUAGUUAGGAUAGCCUUAUGCCUAUCCCACGCAUGCUUAAACUCCUUUACUGUGUUAACCUCUACCACUUCAGCUGGAAGGCUAUUCCAUGCAUCCACUACCCUCUCAGUAAAGUAAUACUUCCUGAUAUUAUUUUUAAACCUUUGUCCCUCUAAUUUAAGACUAUGUCCUCUUGUUGUGGUAGUUUUUCUUCUUUUAAAUAUAGUCUCCUCCUUUACUGUGUUGAUUCCCUUUAUAUAUUUAAAUGUUUCUAUUAUAUCCCCCCUGUCUCGUCUUCCCUCCAAGCUACAUAUGUUAAGAUCCUUUAACCUUUCCUGGUAAGUUUUAUCCCACAAUCCAUGAACCAGUUUAGUAGCCCUUCUCUGAACCCUCUCUAAGGUAUCAAUAUCCUUCUGAAGAUACGGUCUCCAGGACUGCGUACAAUACUCCAAGUGAGGUCAUGAGAUAAAGAAGGCAUACAAGCUCACAAUCUAUGAGGAUAAGUAGUAAUGUGAAUUCUUAUUGCUCCUCUAAUCCUUAGAAAAUAAAGCUAUGUACUAUAUAAAAAAUUAAUUAAAAAUUAUGUUUUCAUUAUGAAAACUGCUUAGGUACUCCUCGAGGAAACGACAGACAAUUCUCAAAGAAAACCUUCUAGACUAGUUGGAAAAUUAAACUAUUUUGGCUUAAACUCCUCAGGCUUCUGCCAGUGAUCCAAACAGUUACACAGGCAAACUGCUGUCUAUAGAAUAUUCCAAAAUACAGCAGCUCACAAUGGAUGGAGGAAAAUUAACAAUAUAAAAACCAGAAUACUUUUAAAGCUAAAUAACAGCUUUGAAAAAUAGCAAAUUUAACCUAAAUGUCUUCGGAAGGUGUAAAUUAUGCUGUAUGGUUAUUUGCCAGCCAUCGGUUUUCAUUAUCUUGCUAUGUAUAAACUUAAUUUUCUUAAACUAGAGCAGAGUUAGCCCUUACACUUAUCUGUGUCUUAUUCUGUUCUCUGAACUCGUAGACAGAGAUCCAGAUUACAGCGGUCUGGUUAAACGAUCAGCUAUAAUCGGUACUAUAGACCUAUUGUGUCUGUCCGAUCCAUCUUACUAGUAAGUGUCCUUGGACAGGAAACUAACAGAUAUAAAUCUGCCUACCUCAAAUCCUCAUAGAUUGUAAGCUCUUCUGAUCAGGGCCUGCUUCACCUCGAAAUAUCUUCUUUCUAUAAUUGCAAAGUUCUGAGCAACAUGUUGGCACUAUAUAAAUAAUCAUUCACCUUUAUGGCCACCUUGCAUACAUCGUAUGUGUUAACUAAUUUAUCUGCAGGCCUUUUGGAUUGGCAAUUAAAAAUAGCAAGCAAUUCUGGGGAAAACUUAUAAAUGUGGUUAGCAGGCUAGCAGAUAGCAGGUUAAACAUUUCCUAUUUUGUACCCCCUUUUAAGAGUUAAUUCUUAUUUUGCUAUUGAUUAGUGAAUCGGUUUAAGAGGAAUUGAUAUAAAAAUAUGUUCCACUGUUCCAUUUUGAGCACUUAAAAACUAAAGUGGUAGCUGCGCCAAAAGCAAAAUAUAUUUCACAAACAUUUGGUAUUCUGAGGUUUGUUACCCCAGCAUUAGAGGGAACAUACCAGGUUAGUGUAGCUGUUAGUUUUUACAGAUGACAAUGUGUGUCAGAUAGCUAUAGCAUUGCUUGUUUUCCUUGCAGUGCAUACCAUGUGGUCCUGGGAAUCGAGGAAAUUGCUUUGGCCCAAACAUUUGUUGUGGUGAAGAUCUGGGAUGUUAUGUUGGGACACCUGAGACCCUGCGAUGUGUGGAAGAAAACUACUUGCCUUCUCCUUGUGAAGCCGGAGGAAAGCCCUGCAGUACCGGUGGAAGAUGUGCCGCCCCAGGAAUAUGCUGUACUGAUGGUAAUGGUGGAAAAUCCUUCAUCUCAUAGUAUAAACAUCCUGUAACAUCUGUAACAAACAAGACUAAACUACAGGUGCCUGGAGUAUUAAGUAGAAAGAGCAAAUCGGGAGUAACAUUAAAAAAAUGGCAAUCCCAUUACUAUUGUAUGAGACACUACCUAUCGUGGUCCGUACAAAUAAAAAUUGGGUUAUUGCCAUUGCUUAGAACCUUAAGGAUUUCAUUCAUAACUCCUUAAGGAUUGCAAUAUGGUCUCAAUAGACCCGCUACUUAUUUUUACCUUUGCCGCAAUAAACCAUCCAUUAGAUGAUUGAGAAGUCACAUGUAAUCUGUGGGUGCCAAUGAAAAUUUAUGAAGGCUGUUCUAUUACAGUCUCUAUAAAGGCUUUGUCCAAUGGGACAAUCGGUUUGCAGUUCUUUAGACAGGACAAUAAUGCUAAGCAGACUCCUCAUUAUUUCCAUUAGUGUAAUUAGUGAGGCUUAGAGGGAUUGAUAUUAUUGCGCUACCUCAUUUAGCAGGCACUUCGCACUGUCCAGAUUUACUAUGCGGGGUCGAUAACCCUUUGACAAAGUAAAUAGUUUCUGUCAGCUGUUACCAGCUUUAGAAAUGUCCUCAGGUAAAACAAUGCAAACACUUCUAGCAUAUCACGUUCGGCUUAAAGGAACAGCGGGUAAAGGCGGCCCUGCCCAAACAUACUUACAAUCUCAAAAAAUGCUUUUUAGAUUGUAAGUUAAUUACUUAAAGAGACAAGUGUUUUCCUUCUAAUUCAUAAACACAUAUGAAUUAGGAGGAAACUCUCAGGUCUCGUAAUACAUCUCACAUACCAGAUUUCUGCAAAAAAUUAACUCCAGGACAUGUUUCUUUGUGUUAAAAUGUUCCUCUUCUGUAAAUCCCAGACACCAGUCACGUAUUUUUUGUAACCCAGUGGAUCCACUCACCAAAGAAGAGUGAGCACUCAGAUUUCUGUGCACUGGCUAGGGCUGUUACUAUAUUGUUUCUGUUGUAAGUGUGUCAUAAUUUCAGAAGGCAUUAAUACCUUAGGUAUUACAAUAAAUCAGGAGGGAUAAUAGUUGGUAAGAAAUUGACAUAGACUUAAGUUGGAGCAUAUAAAGUAAGGAUGGUAACUUUUGUGAUAAAAAGCAGGGCUGACCUGUAUUGGGUGUGAGUUCUAUUUCAAUAUAAAUUCAGGUGAUUGGUUCUGCUUUCUGCAGCCAACAUAUCCUUGGGGCCUACUACAUCUUGAAUCCCACUCCAACCUAAAGUGCACUCCACUGCCCAAGUACAAGAAAAUAAAUAAAAAUAACUGUCUGGUAGCUAUAUCCCAUAUGCAAACAUGCAUGCAUUUAAUUAUACAUUUUCCACGGGAGUACAUCUAAAAACAUAAACAGCUUGUAAAAGCCACAGAUCUUUAUCUGCUGCCUUUGCAAACACUCCCCAUCUAACCCCAAUCCAGACUUGAUGUGGUUCCAGUAGAUGCAGUUUCCCAUUUGUGGCUGUAUUCCUUAGCACCAUGUGAUGACAUGGAUGGCAUGAUAAAUCAAUAAGCAUGCAGCUCAGUUAGGGCUCCCUUAUAGUAAUCAUCGUGAAUGGGAAGAGUAGCAGGAUAUGGUCAGAGAAAGCUAAAAUGGGAUACCUCCCAUAACAGAAACCAAUGGUGAUAUUCGCUGAAUUGUGAAUUGUUGGGAAGACAAAGUUAAAUGAAAGUAAAUUUACAAUUUUAGACCAAAAAAACUAAUUGAAAACACAGUUUACAUGUAGAAUGUUUCGAAUUUGGCUAUUUAGCCCAAAAUUCGGUUUAAAUUCCAUUCUUCAAAAGAAGAUACCAUUGAAGAAAAUUACCAGCUACUUAAUUCAUCUGAAUUUGUGCUUAGGAACUGUAAAUGCCCCCCCUCCUCCCCUUCCUUCUCUCACACUUUACAGCAACUUUUGAUUUUCAUAAUUCAUGGCUGCAUCCCAGGAGCGAAGAAAGAGCAAAAAAAAAAAAAUAAGUGCUUUGGGCACAAUGAGCAAACCACCACAACUCUUGUAUUUUACAGAUGUUGGGGUCAUUUUAGAAAGCUUGAUUCCUGCCCAUUAAUUCUGCCCAAACACUCAUAGGCAGGGUAUUUGACUGUAUUUAAUUAACUAUUUUUUCACACCUAAUAUAUGUGACUAAAUUGUAUUUUUGCUUCUGAGCAAGAGUAGGGAUACAAUACAGUACAUAAAUAUUCUAUCCCCCCGCGCCCCCCAAUAUUGCCAUCAAUAAUAAACAAAUAAGUAAAAAAUAAUACAUUUAUGCAAAUUGACUACUUUUCAUUUUAUUAGGAACCUCAGAACGUCCAUCUAAUAAAAAAAAAUGCUUUAAUUCUGUAUUUAUAUACUAGCUUACUAGUUAGUAUCGACAUGUUUUAACCCCUUAAGGACACAUGACAUGUGUGACAUGUCAUGAUUCCCUUUUAUUCCAAAGGUUUGGUCCUUAAGGGGUUAAAUACACGCUAUACUAUUUUUAAAAAUGGGAAGUUUCGUAGAGAAAGGAUUAAUUAUUAAUUAAUUUUUUAGUUAUGUACUUGUGUGUCCUUUAGUUAGUCAUUUCUGUAUUUUCCGAAAUAUUUCUUAUCAUACGUUGCAUACAAUUUUAAUAUUAUAAUAUAGCUUGGUAUUUUUUCUUUACACAGUACCCAUUUUAUUAAGAUUUCUUUGGUAUAAUGAAGUAAAACGUUUUUGCUUAAUUAAUGUUUGUUUCAUUUCUAUGUAUUUUUUUUUUUUUACGUAGAAUGUUUAGUGAUAAUUAUAUUUUAUAAAUGAUAAACCAUAGUACCCCUUAUGUACGGAAACCACAAUUCCUAUCAUGCUUAUCCAGCUCAAAAACUUGCAGGGCACUGUGGGAAAUUUGGUUCACAAACCUAUCAUGAUUGCUUUAGUGUAAUAUUUUUGAGCCACUGAUGUGUGAUUAUAAUUUAAUCUUUCCAUGUAUAUUGUUGAGGAUUAGAUCUAAAAUUAAGUAUUCACAAUACCAUAUUUGCUUGCUUUUUUUUUUACAACAGAAUAGUUUAGAUUGUUCACUUUUGUUACAAUGCAAACUGACCUCGGUGUCCAUGCGAAAUUGUUUUUUCUUUCUUUUUACAUUCUUCGUAGACAACUGCAGCAUAGACUCUGGCUGUUUAGAGGAGGACAGCGAAGGGCGAAGGGUCCCCCCGGAGAAAAACAUGACCCAGAUGGAUGGUUCCGCCAGCGAUUUCCUCCUGAGGCUCAUGCACAUGGCCAACAGACAGCAACAAGGAAAACACCAGUUCUAUUGAGCUCGAAAAUCAAUCUAUUGUAACAAAUAUCUUUCUUUGUAUCAUGUGAUUAAAUCAAAUUCUCUAUUUAAGACUGUAAUGACAUAAAAUAACUAAUGGUUUAUUGUACAUAGAACAAAUAAAGUUUUAUUGCACUGUUAAUAUGAAA